GUAAACGACACUCGCUCCAAGGCCCGCCAUUAUACUUGGCGCACUGUCGCCUAUGUCGUCGCCAUGUCUUUCGGCUCCUUGGCCCACGGAUAUAUGGCCAGUAUAAUUGGGACGACUAUUGGACAACCGUCUUUUAUAGAGUACAUGGGCCCGGAGCUUGUUCAAGGUAACAAAUUGGGGUUAGUUGUUGGAAUGUACUAUGCUGGAGGCUUCUUUGGAGCUUGCUUCUCUGCUCCACUCUCUGACAGAAUUGGGCGGAAAUGGACGACUUUCAUCGGUGCAUUUCUCACCAUGAUCUUCAGUGGAAUUUUAGCUGGCUCUGUCAAUCCGGAUAUGUUUAUUGCCUUCCGCUUCUUCGUGGGACUGUCAUCAACCAUGCUGUUCACAGUCAUUCCGGUGUGGCUUACGGAGAUGGUGCCUCCAGAAGGGCGUGGAAUCCUUGUUGAUGCACACCCAAUAUUAAUAAAUUUUGGUUAUUGUCUUGCAUCUUACGUCGGCGUUGGAUUUUACUAUGUCCAGGGAAACAACCAACAAUGGAGAGGUCCGCUAGCAAUUGGAUGCGUACCUUCCAUCCUCGCCGUCCUCACGGUUCCGUUUCUCCCUGAAAGCCCCAGGUGGCUGCUCAUGCACGGAAGAGAAGCAGAAGCAUGGAAGAUUGUACAAAGUCUGCAUUGGGAUCCCAGCGACACUGAACAUGCUACUCGAGAAUUUGCUGACAUGAAACGCCAAAUUGAGGUCGACCGAGCAAUGGAGUUCAGUUACAAGGAUGUAAUCAAGAAGCCUUCGUAUAGGAAGAGGUUCCUGGUUGGGGGUGCUUUGGUGUUCUUCUUGCAGGGUUCCGGCGCGCUCGUCAUCAAUAACUACGGCGUGUACCUGUACGCAGCCCUUGGUUUCAACGCUGAAAAACAGUUGGAUCUUCAAGCAGGCUGGGUUGCAGUCGCAGCAGUUGUGAAUUGGGGCGCAGUCCUUGUAGUUGACAGAAUGCCCCGUCCAUGGCUUAUCACCAUCGGAUUCGCUGGUUGUCUGGGUUGCCUCAUAGCGGAAGCAACAAUCCAAGCGACGUCUCUCAAUAGCGACAACCAAAACGCCCUGCAGGCCGGCGUUGCGAUGCUCUAUGUCUUUGUGUUCUUUUAUGGGUUCUUUUUGGACGGGUCGACAUUCUUUUACAUCGGAGAGAUUUUUCCAAAUCAUCUUCGAGCAUUGGGGAUGACGUACGCAAUGGCUCUUUUGAACCUGUUGAAUAUUAUAUGGCAAGUUCCCGGCCAAGCGGCCUUGGAAAAUAUCGGCUGGAAGUAUUAUCUCCCCUUCAUCAUCCUUACAGCGAUAUCGGUAGUGGUGGUGCCCAUGACAUUUCCAGACACCCGGAACAUGGCGUUGGAGGAUAUCAUGACUUUGUUUGGUGAUGAAGUGCGAGUAAAUGAUAGUUCUAGUCGAGAGCUGGAAAAAGAAGGUGAUUGUGAGCACAAGGAAGUCGAGGCUGCAUAG
Molecule: messenger RNA, 1485 nt
Organism: Ilyonectria robusta
Lineage: Eukaryota; Fungi; Ascomycota; Sordariomycetes; Hypocreales; Nectriaceae
Product: MFS transporter
Exons: 4
Coding region: 64-1485 (473 amino acids)
Biological process (GO): transmembrane transport; carbohydrate transport
Cellular component (GO): membrane
Molecular function (GO): carbohydrate:proton symporter activity
Source: RefSeq, a predicted model, not a curated record